This is a messenger RNA of Acipenser ruthenus (sterlet), 3268 nucleotides long. RefSeq names its product sodium-coupled neutral amino acid symporter 1-like. The record is from RefSeq and is a predicted model, not a curated record. Gene Ontology annotation, biological process: amino acid transmembrane transport; L-glutamine transport. Lineage: Eukaryota; Metazoa; Chordata; Actinopteri; Acipenseriformes; Acipenseridae. The transcript is spliced from 16 exons. Gene Ontology annotation, molecular function: L-glutamine transmembrane transporter activity. Bases 355 to 1800 code for a protein of 481 amino acids.
ACAUCUACCUCCACACAUCAGUUCUUCUCAUUCAAGGAAGUUGUUACACUACAAAGUCUGUGAUUUUCACCCGCUCAUUUACUUUGAUACUCUUCUUACAAAAUGUAUUUAGCUAAAAACGAGAAAUGGUAAAUUUAUUUUAAAAGUUAUAUUGCCUAAAAUCGUUGCCUUUGUUUUGACACAUUUAAAAGUCACUAUUGAUUACGACAAACAUCUGUCUAGCUUCAAGCACUGUAAAAAGAAAAAAGCACACUUUUGGUACAUCGAGCUGGUUCAAUUUGUGACCCAAUACGAGCACGUGUUGAACAGCCUACAAGAAAGGACUAACGGGAACCACCGGCCACAUUGACAGCAAUGAAUGAUGAAGUGGGCUACUCAGCUGAGUUGCAGAGCCUGGGCGAUGGGGAUAGCAACGAGUCAUACGACCCUGAAGAAGAUGAAAAAAAUAGGGUGGUAUUUCAACAAGAAAAUGCAGAGAGUCGAGUAUCUCUUACUCAUCAGCAUCUGUCAAAGAAGAAAUAUCAACAUCCUCAGGGCAGAACCUCAUUUCGAAUGUCUGUUUUUAACCUCAGCAAUGCCAUUAUCGGCAGUGGAAUCCUAGGGCUUUCCUAUGCCCUGGCUAACACUGGAAUAAUACUUUUUGUGCUUAUGCUAGUGUCAUUUACAGUACUAGCACUAUAUUCAAUUCAUCUGCUGUUGCUGUGCUCCAAGAAAACAGAUUGCAUGGUCUAUGAAGACUUGGGCUAUAAGGCUUUUGGGAUGCCUGGAAAGUGUGCCGUUUUUGGCUCAACAUUUCUUCAAAACAUUGGAGCAAUAUUAUCCUACAUGUUCAUUGUGAAAAGUGAACUUCCGUUGGUCCUCCAGUUUCUUAUGGGGUUCGAUACGAAGAAUGAAUCUUGGUACAUGAAUGGAAACUACCUUGUUAUCAUGGUGACUGUGGCAAUCAUCCUCCCACUCUGUCUUUUAAAGUCACUUGGUUAUCUGGGAUAUACAAGUGGAUUUUCCCUGGCUUGUAUGGUAUUCUUUUUAAUUGUGAUUAUCUACAAGAAAUUUGAUUUACCCUGCCCUGACCUGGAAUUAAAUUCAACAAUGCAGGCUGCAGAAAUGAUACCUGGUAACAAAACAGGAAUGUGUGAACCAGAGUAUGUUGAAUUCAAUACUAAGACUAUCUAUGCUUUACCCACCAUCCUGUUUUCAUACGUGUGUCAUCCAUCGAUUCUUCCAAUCUACAGCGAACUUAAAGAACGUUCAUCAAAGAAAAUGGAACGUGUAUCAACAGUUUCAUUCUUGUCCAUGUUUUUCAUGUACAUCCUGACUGCGUUUUUUGGCUAUUUUACAUUUUAUGAUAAAGUCAAUGAGGACCUGCUUCGCACCUAUGAUGCCAGCCAUGAUGUCCUAAUUCUUGUGGUGCGACUCGCCGUUGUCACAGCCGUUAUUCUCACAGUGCCAGUACUUUUCUUUGUUGUCCGCAAAUCUCUUUUGGAGCUGAUCAAGCAAAAAAAGUUCAAGUGGAAGCUUCACAUUAGCGUAACUUUGGUACUUCUGGCAUUCUCUGUUGUUUUGGUUGUCUUCACACCUUCCAUUAAAGACAUAUUUGCUGUGAUAGGCGCAACUUCUGCAAACAUGCUGAUGUUCAUUCUUCCUUCUGCACUGUACUUAAAACUUCAGACUUUGACAACCAAACAAAAGAUCAAGCCUGCUAUCUUCCUGGCAGCUGGGGUACUCUGCACUCUCAUCACUGUUCCCUUAGUUAUUAUUGACUGGGUGCAUACGAAGCAGUCAAACAACACUGGCUACUGAUCUCACAGAUCUCCCAUGAAAACAUCAUCUGUAACUUUAACAUAUGUAGUUUGUUUAUUAGUUAUAUUAUUUUAUUGUGUGUUGUCGCUGAUGAGUCACAUUGCCGCCUAUUCCAUCUCUGACUCAGGAAUCGCUGGCCGCUCACACGCUGGAUCUGCUGCUUAUUGUGUUGUAUUGCUAAUGAGAACCGCACUGGUGCUGUUCUGUCUCUGACUCAGGAAUCUCUGCCUCAGUGCUCACACUGGAUCUACUGCUGAUGAGUCACAUUGCCGCCUAUUCCAUCUCUGACUCAGGAAUCUCUGCCAGUGCUCACACUGGAUCUACUGCUGAUGAGUCACAUUGCCGCCUAUUCCAUCUCUGACUCAGGAAUCGCUGCCUCAGUGCUCACACUGGAUCUACUGCUGAUGAGUCACAUUGCCGCCUAUUCCAUCUCUGACUCAGGAAUCGCUGCCUCAGUGCUCACACUGGAUCUACUGCUGAUGAGUCACGUCGCCCCUGUUCCAUCUCUGACUCGGGAAUCACUCUGGUUCUACGCUGGAUCCGCUGCUGCUGCUCCUCAACACACCGCUCCGUCUCUGACUCAGGAAAUUUGCUGUCUUCCACAAUGAAAUCCCUAUGGUCACAGGCACAUUCUUCUGGGGUUUUUGUGUGUAGGCAUUUUUGUACAUUUCACCACAAUUCUGUUUUAAGUCCUCCGUAUCUUAACUGUAAUACAGUUUGAAAUCCCGCUAACAGACCUCCAUUCUCGAUUGUAAUCUCGUUUUAAAUCUCGCAAACGGAGUCUCCAAUAGGAAUGUGCUGUCACGCAGUAGGUGGGGCGGGUUUAAAGUAUUCAGAAUGAGUCAAUGAUGGGUGCAAGUCAGGAAGGUGGGACAUUGCCCAGCAGCAUUGGGAAAUGUAUUUAUUAUUAUUUUUGUAGUAGGUUUUAUUUUUUAAUGGUUAAAGGGUAAAGUCAAUGUGAAUUGACUAACCAUUUACACAGUUUUUCCGGUGUUUUCUGAUGUUAAUUGGCUAUCCACUGAUUUAAUUUUUUUUGUAUCGGGGGUGAUUUAUUGGGUUUUAUCAGUUAAAACCAAAAAUCAGAAGCCCAUAUUAUAACAAACCAGCAUUCAAUAGUGUCUGAUUACAACAUAGUACAGUACAUAAAAACUAGCAUUCAAUUGUGUUCAAGGUGAUAGGUGUUUUACCGGUUAUUGUCAAUAGUGUGCAAUUCCUGCAAUAUAGUAAUAAUAAAACAGCCAAUUAGCUUACUAUAUAUAUAUAUAUAUACAGUGCCGUGAAAAAGUAUUUGCCCCCUGUCUGAUUUUCUGCAUUUUUGCAUACACUGAAUGUUAUCAGAUCUUCAAGCAAAACCUGGUUGUACUGAACCUAAUAACUUGAACAGAAAGCCUUGUCAUUUGGUAAUAGUUCACAUUUCAACUCAGUAUAAAUAUAAUUAUUGUGUUUAAAUAAAAAAUAAAAAGUUUGA